Penicillium concentricum is the source of this 984-nucleotide messenger RNA. RefSeq lists its product as uncharacterized. The coding region runs from base 1 to 984 and encodes 327 amino acids. The transcript has a single exon. Lineage: Eukaryota; Fungi; Ascomycota; Eurotiomycetes; Eurotiales; Aspergillaceae. The record is from RefSeq and is a predicted model, not a curated record.
AUGAUGUUCCGGUCGAUGGACGAAGUAUUCGCGGCGAUUCCCAUCUCAGCCAAGCCCGACUAUAUUGCCGCUCGAGAUGUCAUUCACCAUGUACUAUCCCUUCUCCGGUUAGUUUCACUUCAUAUGCUCGAGUCAUUUUCAGGUUGGCAGGGCGAUGACUCUGCAGCCGAUAUGUCAGCAAAUAACCUGAAACAUUGGAUGGAAAACGAUGCACCUAGCGCUAGGAAAUGUCUGUGGCAUGCUGUAUGUGUUUACAGCACAUUGAAAGCCAAGCAGAAAUUUGCCUGCCAUGAUCCUCUCUUUUUCCUGAUUUCUUUCUUCUAUAUAUGGGCAUUUGAUACACUUGUGGUCGCUCCUGACCUCGAAAAACCGCAAGCUUCAACCAACGAAAUUCGCUUGUUAGACACCAGGGAAAUUCAAAUGUGGAUCGCUGAAGGCCCGAAUACUCGGCUCAACCUGGUUGGAGUCGGCAAUCUGACGGGCAAGGCUAGCGCGUUGCGUCUGGUCAACGAGGUGUGCCAAAUUUUCUCAAAACGCAAGUCCUGGGCUGGGCUUUGCCGUGGCCUUGCAUCUGCACUGGAUCGAAUCCUGAGAAGACAGACAGUACCCCAAGGCGUCCCUCAAAGUAUCCCUCAAAACAUCCCUCAAAAUGUCCCUCAAAAUGUCCCUCAAAAUGUCCCUCAAAAUGUCCCUCAAGGCGUCCCUCAAGGCAUUCCUCUAGGAGUUCCUCUAGGCGUCCAUCAGGGCGCCCCUCAAGGUGACCCUCAAGGCGAACCCCAAGGAGCCCCCCGGGAGAUAUCCAGAGAGUCUCCCCGGGAGCCAGCGAUGGCGAAAUGGCCUAAAAUCUUUGUUUUUUGCGCAGGUAUAUUCUUUGAAAUAGCGGAUUGUCCAUUCAGAGCUAUGUACUUUAAUGAUACCCAAAGCCUGUUUUACCUUCGAUCGCACAUGCCACCGACGUCUCUACUUCGCGGUGCUUGUAUCUAA